CGCCGUCCGCGCGAGCCGCGUCCACGCGCCGCCGCGGCAUCCCCUUCAAUACCCCCGCCCGACCCCCCGCCGCGAUGCCCUCGCGACGCGAUGCCGCCGCGAGGACGUCGUCCCGUCCUACGUCCCCCUCGAUCUCGACAUGCCGCACCCGCUGAGCGCGCACCUUCCGAUGGCGAUCGGCACCGCGGUCGCGCGCUGCGGCGAGACGGACGUGACGGUCGUCAUGCCGACGUCCGAGUCCGACGUCGUGGACGUGUACAGCGCGAUGGGACGCCCGGACGAGGACCCGCACUGGGCGGACGUGUGGCACGGCGACGUCGCGCUCGCGACCGCGAUGCUCGAGGGAGGAGGAGGAGGAGGAGGAGGAGGAGGAGACGCGGGAUCGACCAUCGACGUGCGCGGGCGCUCCGUGAUCAACCUCGGCGCGGGGCUCGGGCUCGCCGGCGUCGCCGCCGCGCUCGCGGGCGCGUCGCGCGUGUUGAUGACGGACCGCGAGCCGCGCGCGCUGUGGUGCUCGCUCGCGGCGGCGCGCGCGAACGGGCUGAGAGGCGCCGCGGAGACGCUGCCGGCGUCGUGCGGCGCGCCCGACGGCGUCGCGCUCGGGCCGACGCCGAAGGCGCUCGAGCCGGCGUCUCCCGCGGCGUCGCGAUGCGUCGUCGACGCCGAGAUCGUGGACUGGUUCGAGCCGGAGCUCGCGCCGACGGGGUUCGACGUCGUCCUCGCGUCGGACGUGCUGUACACCGCGGACGCGGUCGACGCGAUCGCGACGCUGGUGUUGCGGCUGUUCAGCAGCCGCGGGGGGAGGGCGGGGAGGUUCGUGCUCGCGGAUCCGCCCGGGCGGUUUCCGGAGAAUCACGCGCGGUUCGUGAGGUGCAUGGAGGACCCGGGGUCGAUACCGGGGUACGCGGGGGAGGCUCUCAUCACGGGGGCGUCGAUCGAGCGCGUGGACGAGCGGAUCGUCGAGUGCGUGAACCUCGUCGGGGAGACGAUGGCGGUGAAGCUGUCGACGUACGACAUAACGGUGCCGUCGCGACGAGCUCGCGACGGGAGCGCGUCGAUCCUUUCGUCGCGAGCGUAG
Molecule: messenger RNA, 1078 nt
Organism: Micromonas pusilla CCMP1545
Lineage: Eukaryota; Viridiplantae; Chlorophyta; Mamiellophyceae; Mamiellales; Mamiellaceae
Exons: 1
Coding region: 140-1078 (312 amino acids)
Source: RefSeq, a predicted model, not a curated record